Messenger RNA from Momordica charantia (bitter melon), 3021 nucleotides. RefSeq names its product plastid movement impaired1 (gene PMI1). Lineage: Eukaryota; Viridiplantae; Streptophyta; Magnoliopsida; Cucurbitales; Cucurbitaceae. The record is from RefSeq and is a predicted model, not a curated record.
ACUUAUCGUCUCUCCCAAUUUCUCCGCCUCAUAUUCUCUAAGCCUCUAUGUCCUAUGCCUACUCCACUCACCAUCUCUCUUAUCUGCUUCUCUUCUUCCUCCUUCUACUGCAAUUUUGGCACCAACAUCAUCAAUGGCGACUGAUCAGAACCCGGCAGGGCGGAGGGAUUCCAACACCCAACUUCUCGAAGAACUCGAGGCGCUCAGCCAAUCGCUCUACCAAACCCACACCUCCACCACCCGAAGAACAGCCUCGCUUGCUCUUCCUCGGACUUCUCUUCCUUAUAUUCCCACUGCUGAAGAUGUGGGCGCCAGAAAUGAAGACAGGCCCAACAAGCCACGGUCCAGACGCAUGUCUCUGUCGCCAUGGCGUUCGCGCCCCAAGCUCGACGAUGACAAGCAGCAAACGGAAAGAAGCAGGGUCUCUUCUAAUCAGCCGGAGCCGAGGAAGAUGGACGAAACGGCGCCGGAGAAGAAGGGGAUUUGGAACUGGAAGCCAAUUCGAGCUCUCUCCCAUAUCGGAAUGCACAAGAUGAGUUGCUUGUUCUCCGUUGAGGUCGUCACCGUUCAAGGCCUUCCUGCUUCCAUGAAUGGGCUUCGACUUUCCGUUUGUGUGAGGAAGAAAGAGACCAAAGACGGAGCAGUCAACACAAUGCCGUCUAGAGUUUCGCAAGGCGCUGCGGAUUUCGAAGAGACAUUGUUCCUCAAGUGCCAUGUUUAUUGCACCCCUGGAAAUGGAAGGCCUAUGAAAUUCCAGCCUCGUCCGUUUUGGAUUUACGCUUUCGCUGUAGAUGCUCAAGAGCUUGACUUCGGGAGAAGUUCGGUGGAUUUGAGUAAACUGAUAGAGGAAUCCAUGGAGAAGAGUUACGAAGGGACGCGAGUUCGACAGUGGGACACAAGCUUCAACCUGGCGGGGAAAGCCAGAGGAGGAGAGCUCGUUGUGAAACUAGGGUUUCAGAUUAUGGAGAAAGACGGAGGAAUUGGAAUUUACAAUCAAGCUCAGCCGAAGGAAGCCAAAUCGGGAAAAUCUUUUGGGAGAAAACAAUCGAAGACCUCGUUCAGUGUUCCCAGUCCCAGAUUGACCAGCCAAAGUGAAGCUUGGAUUCCAUCGCAACCGAGAGUGUCGGCCGAUCACCCCGGAAUGGAUGACCUGAACUUAGAUGAACCAGCGCCGAUUCCGUCGACCUCGCCGUCUAUUCAGAAAUCGGAAGAACCGAAGAUGGAAGAUCUCGAUCUCCCAGACUUUGAUGUUGUGGAUAAAGGAGUAGAGAUUCAGGACAAAGAGGAAGAAGAAGUGGACAAAGAAGAAUCUGAAAAAUCAGUGGAAGAAAAAUCUACUUCAAGCGAGGUAGUGAAGGAGGUUGUGCACGAUCAGGCUCAUUUGAAUCGAUUGUCGGAACUCGAUUCGAUAGCGCAGCAAAUAAAAGCUCUGGAAUCUAUGAUGGGAGAAGAAAGCCUUGACAAAAAUGACGAAGAAUCCGAAUCACAGAGACUUGAUGCAGAUGAAGAAAACGUAACUAGGGAAUUUCUUCAGAUGCUCGAGGAAGAAGACAGCGCUGGCUCAUACAACAGUGACAAUAAACUCAAUUAUCCUGAAAUUCCUCCUCUCCAACUUGAAGUAACAGAAGAUUCCUCAGAGAUGGAAUCGAAAUCAUACCUUUCAGAUCUUGGAAAGGGUUUGGGCUGCGUGGUUCAAACCAAAGAUGGAGGCUAUCUGGCGGCCAUGAAUCCAUUGAACACCCAAGUUUCAAGGAAGGACACUCCAAAACUGGCGAUGCAGAUAUCGAAACCAUUCAUUAUAGCCUCCACCCAGUCUCUAAGUGGGUUUGAAUUGUUUCAAAGAAUGGCUUGCAGCGGGCUCGAGGAAUUGAGCUCCAAAAUAGUGGCAUUAAUGUCUACGGAAGAACUGAUGGGCAAAACGGCAGAACAAGUAGCAUUUGAAGGAAUAGCCUCCGCAAUCAUUCAAGGGAGAAACAAAGAGGGAGCUAGCUCCACCGCCGCUCGCGCCAUUGCCGCUGUAAAAUCAAUGGCGACUGCCUUAAGCACGGGAAGGAAAGAGAGGAUUUCGACAGGAAUUUGGAACUUGAACGAAGUCCCACUUACAAUUGAAGAGAUUCUAGCAUUCUCAAUGCAGAAGCUCGAAGAAAUGACAGUGGAAGCACUGAAAAUCCAGGCGGAGAUGGCGGAGGAAGAAGCCCCGUUUGAGGUUUCUGCUCUGAGUGUGAAGAGUGGAGGGAAAGAUGAAAAUCAAACCCAUCCCCUGGAUUCUGCGGUUCCAUUCGAAGAUUGGACGAAGAAGUUAAGCUUCACUGGAUUUGCAAGCAAAUCGAAAGAUCCAGAAGGCAUCACGCUGGCGGCGGUGGUGCAGCUAAGAGACCCGCUGAGGAGGUACGAAGCAGUGGGAGGGCCGGUGGUGGCUCUUAUCCAUGCCAGAGAAGCAGAAGAGGAAGAGGAAGAGAAAGGGAGGAAAUACGAGGAGGAAAGAAGAUACAAGAUGGGGAGCUUGCACGUGGGAGGGUUGAAGGUGAGGGCAAAGGGGGGAGCCGGAGCCGGAGCCGGAGGGAAGAGGAACGCGUGGGACACUGAAAAGCAGAGGCUCACGGCGAUGCAGUGGCUUGUGGCUUACGGACUGGGGAAGGCGCCCAAGAAGGGAAAACAUUUAUCAUCCAACGGACCAGAUUUGCUAUGGAGCUUAUCGUCGCGAGUGAUGGCGGACAUGUGGCUCAAGCCUAUACGAAACCCAGAUGUAAAGUUUGCAAAUUAGAAGAAGCCGCUCACUUCGAAUUUGCCUCGCCCCACGACCAAGAACGUGUUCGUGUGUUAAUAUUUUAUUUUAUUAUUUUGUAUAAUUAAUUAUCGGAUAGUAUAUUUGUUCAGUAGGACAACAGGAGGACUUGCAUAGUUCAAUUAGUAUUUACAUAAUUCAAAUAAAUCGCCGGAAACAUUCUGCAAAACUCAUGCCUUUAACCAUCAACUAUCUAUUCAAGAUCUUAGAUAUUAAAGUUAUUUUUUGGGUUCGUA